UUUAUUGUUUAUAUUUUGAAGUUGUUACAAGUCAUAUAAAUACAUAUAUUAAAAAUAACGUCGUCUACAUACUUUUUGUCAUACAGAUUUUGUGUCAACGUCAUUUCAAAAUUUAUUUCAAAAUCACCGCUUAAGCCAAUAUGAAUAAAUUAGAUCAAACUUUAGAUGAUGUGCAAAACACACGUUUCGACAGUACCUACCAUGACUUUUUGGCGUAUAUGGUGAAACAAAGUGCGUUCACGUCGGAAGAAGUAAGGUGUAUUCUUAUGGUUUAUCAUAAAUACGUACUCGCCAAUGGACCCAAAGCAAAAAAUAUGACUAGAAAGCAAUUCUUUCAUCUGUUUCUUGUGAUUUUCCAUAUUUAUGACUUGCAGAUUAUUGAACGCAUUAUCUUAUACCUGACUUCGGAGCAGUACAAAGAUGUGGAUCCAAUGUCGUUUGUCAAAUUGGUUUCAGUGUUUAUGACUGAUAAAUUAGAACAGAGAAUGAGAUUUGCAUUUCAGAUAUAUAAUGUACAGGGUACUGGCUAUCUGAAUCGUGAAGUCGUUACACAAGCUGUUGAAAAAUUUUUCGUUGGUGAGGACGAAGAUGAAGUUAAUGAAUUACGCUCAGAUAUGGUUGAAUUAGUAUUCCAAAAAUUUGAUGUGGAUAAGGAUGGUGUUAUAUCUUAUGAAGAUUAUUCUAGCGUAGUUUCAAAGCAACCUUUAUUGGUGUGCUUCCUUGGUGAGUGUUUACCUGCCAAAAGGACUCAACAAUGUAUUGCUGUCUGUGCCAACAUUAUUUCAAAAGUAGAUGAUGAUCUUAGAACUCCAAAUGUUAAUUUUGAUUAACCAAAAAGUAAACCUGGUACUUCUGGCGGUUUGUUUAGUUUUACAAAUCUGAAAACAAAGAAAUAAUCAGCAAGAAUUACGGGUUACAGAAAUGUUUGUAUGAUUGCUCAUAGUAUUUUGAUGUAGAAAAGGAAUCUUUUCUAAUAUAUUCAAAAUACAACUUUUUUAUAUAAUAUUGAAUUUAUAAAUCAAAAUUUCAAAAUUUUUCGUAC
Teleopsis dalmanni is the source of this 1042-nucleotide messenger RNA. RefSeq names its product EF-hand calcium-binding domain-containing protein 1-like. NCBI's taxonomy places the organism in Eukaryota, Metazoa, Arthropoda, Insecta, Diptera, Diopsidae. Gene Ontology annotation, molecular function: calcium-dependent protein serine/threonine phosphatase regulator activity; calcium ion binding. The transcript has 3 exons. The record is from RefSeq and is a predicted model, not a curated record. The coding region runs from base 141 to 830 and encodes 229 amino acids.